Messenger RNA from Wyeomyia smithii (pitcher-plant mosquito), 1143 nucleotides. RefSeq lists its product as uncharacterized. The coding region runs from base 1 to 1143 and encodes 380 amino acids. Lineage: Eukaryota; Metazoa; Arthropoda; Insecta; Diptera; Culicidae. The transcript has a single exon. The record is from RefSeq and is a predicted model, not a curated record.
AUGGCUGAAAUUGAACCAGUAGGAAAAAAGCCAGAUAUCGGACCUAAUGAUUCGUUUAACUAUGAAAACACUACAAAUAGUGGUAACCGGAAUAAACGCACCUUACCAAUCUUUCUCGACCAUGAAAAUCGUUACGGUAAUGUGGAAUUUUUACUAUUACAAGGAGAAAAUAAUGCACCUCUGCCUAGCAAACCAUUUGUUAUUGGCAAAUCGGUCGAGAUUGCUGCUGGUGGGGCUAUAGCUGGGGCUACAUCUGAAUCUCGUGGAACAAAAUAUACGCUUGAGGUACGUGGUAAAUUUCAAGUAGAAAAGUUGCUGAAACUGAAAAAACUAAUUGAUGAUACGCCUGUUGAAGUGAUUUACCACCCCACUCGGAAUAUACGUCGCUGUGUAGUCACCUGCUGGGAUGUUGCCGAUGUUGACACCAUCGAAAUUUGCGAAAAUCUACGAGAACAAGGUGUAUUAAACGUAAAUAGAAUCACUCGUCGUACUCCAAAGGGUUUAAUGAACUCCGGCUCAAUGAUACUGACGAUGAAAGGAACUGUUCCACCGAACUUUGUGAAGUUUGGGCAAUUACGAAUACCAACACGUCUGUAUUACCCUUCUCCUAUGCUCUGCUAUAAAUGUUUCUCAUACGGUCAUACGAAAAUGCGCUGCACAGGUGAAGAAAAGUGCAAAAAUUGCUCUGAAACACACGAGAACACAGAAACAUGUGGGAAACCUGCUUACUGUGGUAAUUGUAAACUUAACCACCAACCGAUAAGUCGCGAGUGCCCGGUGUAUUGUGUUGAGAAAGAAAUAAUCAAAAUUAAAAUCGAUGAAGGGUUAUCAUAUAACGAAGCCAAAGACGCACACAAGUCAAGAGUAACAACAUCCAAAGGUACGUUCUCCAAUACUGUACAACAGAGGCUAAUCAACCCGCAGAUUGAAGAACUCACUAAGCUUGCUAAACAACGUGAAGACGAGCGCAAAAAAAUUCUCGAAGAAAACGAGGAUAUGCGAAAGCAGAUAUCAAAGCUACAACAAGCACUGAAAAGAACCAUGGAAAAACAGAAAAAACUAAGCGAACAACUCAGACAACAAAUAAGCGAAGAAAAACAUACACAAAAAUCGAAAUACCUGGCAGCUCCAUCCAAAAAUUAA